UCGGCGCUCCGCGUCCCGCGCCUGCCGCAGCCUCGGCGCCUGAAGGCCGGGAGGAGCGCGGCGCGGGGCCCUCCAGACACAAAGAGCGGCUGCAGGACGCGGGUGGGAGAAGAGCGCUCGCCCGCUCCCUUGGCCUGUACGCGCGCAGGCGGAACCGGAGACGCCUCCACGCCCAGCCUGCGAUGGGAUGGACGAAGAGGAAGAGAGCCACUAUGUCUCGCAGCUCAGGGACGUCUACAGCAGCUGUGACACCACGGGGACAGGCUUCUUGGACCGGGAGGAGCUGACCCAACUCUGCCUGAAGCUUCAUCUGGAAAAGCAGCUGCCUGUCCUUCUGCAAACACUUCUCGGAAACGACCACUUUGCCAGGGUUAACUUUGAGGAAUUUAAGGACGGUUUCGUGGCCGUCUUGUCAUCACAGGCUGGUGUCGGCUCCUCAGAUGAAGACAGUGGGUCUUUGGAGCCAGGUGCCCCCCGGGCCGUCCCCCCAAAGUACGUGAGCGGCUCUAGGUGGUAUGGCCGUCGGAGCUGUCCCGAGCCCUGCGACGCUGCGGGUGGAGCCCCGUGUUUACCGGAGCAACCUGCCAGGCCCAGUGUGAGAAGCCAACUCCGACGCUCCGCCUCCCUGGAAAGUGUGGAGAGUCUCAAGUCCGAUGAAGAAGCUGAAAGUGCGAAGGACCCUCAGAAUGAGUUGUUUGAAGCACAAGGCCAGCUGCCAACCUGGGGUUCUGAGGUCUUCGGGAGCCUCCGGAAGCCCUGCAGCUCCUCCUUCGACACCCCCGAGAGCCGGGUCCGGGGCCUCUGGGAAGAGCUGGGUGUGGGCAGCAGCGGCCACCUUACCGAGCAGGAGCUGGCCCUGCUCUGCCAGAGCGUCGGGCUCCAGGGCCUGGAGAAGGAGGAACUUGAAGACCUGUUCAACAAGCUGGACCAAGACGGCGAUGGCAGAGUGAGUCUAGAGGAAUUCCAGCUUGGCCUGUUCAGUCAUGGAUUCCCUCAACUUCUGGAAUCUUCCACACUUGUCAAGCCGAGCGGGUCCUGGUCUCAUUACCAGGUCCCAGAGGAGGGUGGUGGCCAGACCACCACGUCAUCCCUCGUGUCCGUGAGCUCGGGCCCGCGCCUCCUGUGCAGCGUGGACGACGGUACCGGCUUCGCGUUCCCGGAGCAGAUCGUCACCCUGUGGGCCCAGGAGGGGCUGCGCAACGGCAGGGAGGUCUUGCAGAGCCUCGACUUCAGUGUGGACGAGAAGGUGAACCUUCUGGAGCUGGCCUGGGCCCUUGAGAACGAGCUCAUGAUGGUGGGCGGUGCCACUCAGCAGGCAGCCUUGGCCUGCUACCGCCAGGAGCUGAGCUUCCGCCAGGGGCAGGUGGAGCAGAUGGCCAGGGAGCGGGACAAGGCGAGGCAGGACCUGGAGAAGGCAGAGCAGAGGCACCUGGAGUUUGUGAAGGAGACGGACGACCUCCACUCUGCCCUGGAGCAGCUCGCAGAGGAGAAGGUCAGACGCCUGGAGCAGGGGUACAGGGGGAGGCUGAGUCUCCUGCGGUCCGAGGUGGAGGUGGAGCGCGAGCUGUUCUGGGAGCAGGCCCGGCGGCAGAGGGCUGCGCUGGAGGAGGACCUGCAGCGCCUUCGGGCCGAGGAGGCCAGCCUCCGCCAGAAGCUGAGCCUGGCCCUGAAGGAAAACAGUCGACUGCAGAAGGAGGUGAUUGAAGUCGUGGAGAAGCUCGCAGAGUCGGAGAAGCUGGUCCUGAAGCUGCAGAAUGAUCUGGAGUUUGUGUUGAAGGACAAGCUGGAGCCACAGAGCACGGAGCCCCUGGCCCAGGAGGAGCGGUUCUCAGAGGUCCUGAACGAGUACAAGCUCAAGUGCCGGGACCUGCAGGACUGCAACGACGAGCUGCAGGCUGCACUGGAAGGCCUGCGGGCACAGCUGCCCCCGAGUCGGCACGGCCAGCUGCCCCCGGGACAUGCGGCAGGCAUUGUCACGUUUGUGGGUGAUUCCGUCCCAGUGAGUAUAGAGACGGAGAUAAUGUUGGAGCAGGUGAAGGAACGUUACGAAGACCUCGAGAUCCAGCUGGAGACCAAGGUGAAUGACUAUGAAAGGGAGAUGGAGGUGAUGAAAAGGGCCUUUGCGGAGGAGAGAAAGGAGCUGGAGAGGGCCUUCAAGCUCGAGGUUGGCAUGCUGCAGGGUCAGAAGGCUGAGCUGGUGACGCUGCACCAGGAGUCGCAGGAGGUUGUCCAAGGCCUGCAGGACCGGCUGCAGCGGGCCGUGGAGCUGGAGCGGGACCACGCACGGCAGCUGGCCCAGGAGAGGGACCAGCUGGAGGAGGCGCUGCAGCGGGUCAGAAUCAAGUUGGAUAGGCUUUCUGAAGAAAACACGUUUUUGAAAAAUGAGCUGGCGAGGAUCCAGCAAGAGCUUGACGCUGCAGAAAGGACAGAGGCUGCCCAGAGGAAGGAAGUUGAGGUUUUAAAGAGAGAGAAGGAAAAGGCCUGCUCUGAGAUGGAAGAGCUCUGCACACAGAGUCAGAAAUGCAAGGAUGAAUUGUCCCAGCUCAACCACAGGGUCCUGCAGCUGGGAGAGGAGGCCUCUACCCACCAGGCCCAGAGCAAGAAGAAUCACAUUACUGUUCAGCUGCUGACACAGAGACUGGAGGAGGCGGCGUGCCGGGAGGAGCUGCAGGAUAACCAAAUCCAAAAACUUGAACUUGAACUUGAACACGUGACUCAGGAACGGCAGAGCCUGAGACUGGCACAGUCACAGCUGAGAGAGGCCCUCGAAGAGAGUCGGGACCAGCUGUACGGGGCCACCAUGAGGCUGAGGCUGGCCCGGUCCCAGCACGCCCACGCGGUCCAGCAGCUGCAGGAGCAGAUGGUGCCUCGGGGCCGCGUGGCUGAGCUGCAGCAGCUGCUGGAAGGGGAGCGGCAGGCGGCUCGGCAGCUCCAGGAGGAGGAACGGGAAGCACAUGAAAAACAGCUGAAAGCCGCAGAAGAGCGGGUGGAGGAGGUGGAAAUGAUUUUGAAGAACGUGGAAGCGCUCCUCCAAGAGAAAGUGUGUGAGCUGAAGGAGCAGUUUGAAAAGAAUACACGAUCUGAUUUGCUGGUCAAGGAGCUCUAUGUGGAAAAUGCUCACCUAAUGAAAGCGCUUCAGGUCACUGAAGAGAAGCAACGAGGUGCUGAGAAAAAAUCCCGAUUCUUGGAAGAAAGAGUUAGAGCUCUCAACAAACUACUCAGUAAGAUCGCUUCAGCAUCUCUCUGUGUAGACUGCUUUUCUCCCUGGAGUUCAUUUUGAAAGAACAUCUUUUCAAAGUAAACCACUGUGAUGCCAUAACUUCUAUGGCUCACUGGCCGCACACCCCUGGACAGAUGAGGAUUAUGACUCUCUGUUCGCCCCACAAGCAUUUAAUGAAGGUCGACUAUGUGCCAGAUGCUGGGGAAACAGACAUGUUGGAAAAGACUAUAUAUUUUUUUAGUGGUCCCUAGGUAAAAUUCCUAAAUUUGCUGCUUACUAGUGAAACAGGUUAUGGGGGCUCUCAGCAAGGUAAAUGGUAAAAUAGUUUUGAUGUUUUACUUCUGACCUUGGUUACAGAGACUAAAAUGCAAAGUCAGGGCUCUGCAGUUCUGCCAUUUCACUGUUGCUGCUCUGGUUGAGUCACUGGCAUUCUCCAUAGUGGGUGGAUACAGACACUCCAGAAAUGCUUCACUGCCUGUGACUGUCAACUGGCGAUGAGGGAUAGAGGAGGGGAAGCCCCUUUGUCGGGGUCAGCUCCACUGCAGGGAUGUUUGGACAGUGCUCGUUAUUUUAGGGCUGUGGACUCAGGGAGGAUGGUUUCUAUUGUGAAUGCAAUCUUUUCCUCACUGAAGUGUCAUCACACUGGAAAGUAUAUUAUAUGUAAAAAAAAAAAAAAAAGUAUAGUUUUAUAUCCAAAAUAUACAUAAAUUAUGGCCAUUUGGUUUAUCAGAAUAAACUGCUGUAAUAUGA
Messenger RNA from Mesoplodon densirostris (Blainville's beaked whale), 3970 nucleotides. It is a transcript of the gene NINL, whose product is annotated as ninein like. NCBI's taxonomy places the organism in Eukaryota, Metazoa, Chordata, Mammalia, Artiodactyla, Ziphiidae. The record is from RefSeq and is a predicted model, not a curated record. The transcript has 23 exons. Gene Ontology annotation, cellular component: centrosome. Gene Ontology annotation, biological process: microtubule anchoring at centrosome. Gene Ontology annotation, molecular function: calcium ion binding. Bases 188 to 3280 code for a protein of 1030 amino acids.